This is a messenger RNA of Caenorhabditis remanei, 2922 nucleotides long. RefSeq lists its product as uncharacterized. Bases 1 to 2922 code for a protein of 973 amino acids. Gene Ontology annotation, cellular component: membrane raft. The transcript has 19 exons. The record is from RefSeq and is a predicted model, not a curated record. Gene Ontology annotation, biological process: innate immune response. NCBI's taxonomy places the organism in Eukaryota, Metazoa, Nematoda, Chromadorea, Rhabditida, Rhabditidae.
AUGGCGCAAUUUCUGAAGAGUCCAGACCAUGUUCUCGCCUCCAACAUCGUUCAUUCUCACGUCUACUUUUACAUUCUUCUUAAGCUCCACUCAUUCCUACCCGUUUUCGAGUCGAUUGAGGCGAAGAAACUGGUAGACGACGAUGGUGAAGAGGUGAUUCAGAAGAUAUUGGAUGAAUCGAAUAAUAAAUUGAGAAUGUAUGGAUCGGCCAAGGAAAUUGUCGAGAAUAUCAAAAUAUUCAGAAGUUUCCCUGAAAGUUUUCGUCUUUUUCAUGACUAUAAGCAUCCUCUCAAUGCGACACCAAUCAUCUAUGAAAGUUUGAAUGGAGAGAAAUACCUCUGUAAACCGGAUGUUUAUACGAUUAUUCAGAAUAUCGCACUUCAUGCUAUUACUCAUCAGAAAUCCGUGAUGUUUCAUUUGUUGCUUGCAAAGUUUCUGAAAUCCAAAAUUAUGUUGAUUGGUGGACCCGUUGAAUUUGUGAAAUUCGAUGAAAAAAUGUUCGAUGAAAUCGAGAAAGAAAUGAGAGAAGGAGAGAAGAAGAGUGUCGAACAAGCGUCUGCGCAACGUAACAAUCUAGAAAAGUUCUUGUUGACUAAGAAUUAUGCAGCGAUCGUUUCAAAAGUGCAUGAAUUGAAUCCGACAAUUUGGGAUGAUGACAUGGCAAAUGCAUUACUCAGGCGGCUACAAUCGUUAUCUGAUACAGAAAUCGAGACAAAAAAAGAGAUCGUUUUCGGCGCUCUCAUCAAUAGUUGUAUCAUGAACCGUAUUGAAGAAAUUAUGGCGAAACGAGCAACGCUUUUCAUUUCUACACCGGAAUCAUCUCCAAUUACUGUAAGACUGUUUGAGGAUGGAGAGGAGAGAUAUGUGAUGAAGGCGGAAUUGUAUCAUGCAUUGAAUAGAUUGUCUACUGGACCAAAGAGAUUCGAAAUUCAAAGUGAUGGAUUUAUUUACAAUGCAAUGAGUUUUGAAGAUGUGAAGGCGGAUUCAUCCGCACUCCGAUUCUUCGCUCCAAACACCGCGCAGUACAUUUUUGGAAUCAAGUUGUUCCAAUACGUCGAGGAAUGGCCUCUAUCUCUUUUUCAGCAAAUUCAUUCGGUUUUCGAUUCGAAUUUGAACAAUCAAUAUUUCAUCAAUCUUCGUGUCUUCAAUAAUCUCAAAAAAUCAAUAAAUGCCACCUACUCCUCUCCGCCGUCACCACCACCAAAAGAUGUUCGAAACGCGAAAAAAGAUGGAUUCACUGUCCAAAAUCUCAAGAACGAGCUGAAACAUUUGGGACUCGAAAAGCAUUUUCCCGAGAUUUCGGAUCACGCAGAAAUCGCGCAUACGGAAGUGAUGGAGCUGAAAAAAGAGCGAUUUUUGAGAACAUGUGAUCUAUAUGAUGCUGUGGAGAUUUGUCAGUUGCGGUGUAUUUUCAAUCGAGUUCCAGAGCUCCGAAUCUUCCUCCACCACCAAAAAUCGUGUUGGCGAGUCUUGGAAUUGAGAUGUGACUACUGUACUGGAACGGAGCCAUUCUACGAAAACGGACGGUGCGAAAUAUCGAUUUUUGCUGAGGCGCCAAAGGAUAACUCGAUUGACACGUGGCUGACGGGUGGACGUCCAGUUUAUAAACCGAUUCCAGAGAGAUUUAAGACGGUUUCGAAACCCUAUGAUCCCGUUUUAAAACUGAAAACUGAGAAAAUCGAGACAAAAACGGUGAAAGAUAGCGAAAAAGUCUAUGACGAUCAGGAUCAAAGAACGGGUGACGUGGAUAAGGAAUCCGAAGCCAAAAUCGAGAUUCUGAGGCAAAAAUUAAUGGAAAAAGAAGAGGAAAUUGUGAAUUUCAAGCGCGACGCUCUUAUUCAUGAGAAAACAGUGAAAGGAUUCAAGGAGUUAAAGGAGAAAAUUGUGGAUUUGGAAGCUAGAGAAAAAGAGAUGAUUGAGGCGAGACGGAGAGACGCUGUGGUUCAGAUUCACACUGGACAGGCAUGGAAGGCAGACAUUGUGAGAUAUGAAGCUCGAGAAAAGGAGUUGAUUGAAGAGAGAACGAGAAAUGAAUUGACUCAUUCGAAAACUGUCCUCGAAAAUGAGCGUUUGAUGCGAGAGAAUGCUUCAAUUAGAAGCAAUUUGAAAGAUUCCAAUGAGAGAAUCAAAUCAGAAAUAGACAUUCGUGACAAGGAAAUCGAGAAAUUGGGGAAAAAAGUUGUGAAUUAUGAGAAGAAACAGAUGAAUGACGAAUCGAUUCGUGCUAAAAUUGAGAAGGAAAACGAGGAAUUAAAGAAGAAAAUUGAUGAGGAAAUGCAAAAAUACGAAAUAACUAUCGAACAAUUGGAGAAGGAGAAUCAGGAUCUGAAAGGGAGUAAUGAGUUGUACUGUAACAAUUUCAAUUCGAUAAAUGAGACGGUUUAUAGAGAGCGUCAAACGUUUGGAACAGUUCAACAACAGCUCGUCGAGAGGAUUUCCGAGUUGGAGAGAGAGUUGAUUAGUAGAAAUCAACCUGGAAAUAUAGGAAUUACCGAUUGGAUUGGUGAAAAACGAGUAAUGCAAGAGGAAAUCGCCGAGAAGACACGACAAAUUGCACAAGUUAUCGAAUCGAAUGUAGUGUUGAGAACUGAGAAUGAGAUGAAUAGUCGAAUGGUUCAGAAUCUAUUGGAUCGGUUGUCAGGGAUAUCGAUUUCUUCUGGUGUCGCUCCGACUCCGCCCCCUUCUGGCCCCUCGACGUCUUCUUGGAAUCGCCAGAAUCCGACGACGAGAGAUUCUGAAUUAGAAGACGUGGAAUGUGUGAUUUGUCUAAUCGAUAUCAAACAGAGACAAAAGACGAUCAAAUGUCAUCAAUGUCGACGUAGAUUCCAUUCGAAGUGUGCAUCUGAUUGGCUGAAAGUGAAGAGCGAAUGCCCGGCAUGUCGUGGACGACUUCUGGAUCCUCAUGAAUUUCCGGCGUUGUAA